GACUGCAAUGAUCCGUGCUGCCGCAAAUGGACACGACAAAGUUGUACAACAGUUAAUUAAUAAUGGAGGUGAUGUAAAUGUUGUUGACAAAAACGGAGACAGUGCAUUAUUUCUAGCCGCUAAAAACGAACAUGAAACUGUUGUACAAUUGAUAAUAAAUAGUGGAUGUGAUGUAAAUGUUGCUAAUAAGAAUGGAACCAAUGCCCUAAUCCUGGCCUUAGUUAGAGGACGUGAGGAGACGAUAAAGCUAUUGAUUACAGCAGAUGGUGAUGUUAAUGCUGUCACUAAAGACGGAUCCAAUGCUUUAAUCUUUGCUUCAAAACAUGGGCACGACAAAGUUGUAAAACAGCUAAUUAGUAGUGGAGUUAAUGUAAAUGCUGUCGACGAAGACGGAUGGAAUGCAUUAAUCUUUGCAGCCACAAAUGGGCAUGACAAAAUUGUACAGCAGUUAAUUAAUAGCGGAAGUUAUGUAAAUGCUUCUAAUAAGAAUGGACCCAAUGCUCUAAUGCUUGCCUCAGGUAACGGUCAUGAGGAGACUGUAAAGCUGUUGCUAACUGCAGGUGAUGAUAUUAAUGUUGUCGAUAAUAUUGGAUGGACUGCAAUGAUCUGUGCUGCCGCAAAUGGACACGACAAAGUUAUCCAACAGUUAAUUAAUGGUGGAAGCGAUGUGAAUGCUGUCGACGAUGAUGGAAACUGUGCAUUAAUUCUAGCCUCUAAAAACGGACAUGAAACUGUAGUACUAUUAUUAAUAAAUAGUUGUUGUGAUGUAAAUGCUGUUAAUAAGAAUGGUAAAAAUGCUCUAAUGCUGGCCUCAGGUAGAGGACACGAGGAGACGGUAAAGCUAUUGAUUACAGCAGGUGGUGAUGUUAAUGCUGUCCACAAUAAAGGGUGGAAUGCAUUAAUGUUUGCUUCUCAUGAAGGUCACACCGAUAUUGUUGAGCAUUUAAUAAACAAUGGAAGUAAUGUAAAUGCUACUAAUAAGAAUGGGAAAAAUGCUCUAAUGCUGACCUCAGGUAGAGGACACGUGGAGACGGUAAAGCUAUUGCUUACAGCAGGUUGUGAUGUAAAUGCUGUAGACAUUAAUAGAUUGAAUGCAUUAAUAUUUGCUGUCAAAAAUGGGCAUGACAAACUUGUUCAACAGUUAAUGAAUAGUGGAGCUGAUAUUAAUGCUGUCGACAAACUCGGACAUAACGCAUUAAUGUUUGCUGUUAAAAAUGGGUUUAAUAAAGUUGCAGAACUGUUAAUUAAACAUGGAUGUGACAUAAAUGUUAUUAGUCCAGAAAAAAAAAAUAUAUUUAUGAUGGCUUCGUAUUUUGGGAAUACAGAAACGAUGGAUAUGUUAAUUAAAAAGGGAUUUGAUAUACAUUUUUUGAAUACAAAUGGAUGGAAUGCGUUAAUGAUGGCAUCUCAGAAUGGGCAAACCGAUGCUGUUCAGCUUUUAAUAAACAACGGAAGUGAUGUCCAUGCUGUGAAUAAGAAUGGAACCAAUGCUCUAAUGCUGGCCUCAGGUAAGGGACAUGAGGAGACGGUUAAGUUGUUGCUUUCGGCAAGUGGUGAUUAUAAUGUGGUCACAAAAUCAGGAUGGAAUGCAUUAAUGUUUGCUGCUGAAUAUGGGCACGACAAAGUUGUAGAACAGUUAAUUAAUAGUGGAGGCAAAUUAAAUGCUGUUAAUAAGAAUGGAAAAAAUGCUCUAAUGCUGGCCUCAGGUAGAGGACAUGAGGAGACGGUAAAGCUAUUGAUUACAGCAGGUAGUGAUGUUAAUGCUGUCCACAAUAAAGGGUGGAAUGCAUUAAUGUUUGCUUCUCAUGAAGGUCACACCGAUAUUGUUGAGCAUUUAAUAAACAAUGGAAGUAAUGUAAAUGCUACUAAUAAGAAUGGAGAAAAUGCUCUAAUGCUGGCCUCAGGUAGAGGACACGAGGAGACGGUAAAGCUAUUGCUUACAGAAGGUGGUGAUGUAAAUGCUGUCGAUGAAGAUGGAUGGAAUGCUUUAAUCUUUGCUGCUAUAGAUGGGAUGGACAAAGUUGUCCAACAGUUAAUUAAUAGUGGAGCUGAUGUUAAUGCUGUCGACAUUGAAGGGUGUAAUGCAUUAAUGUUUGCUUCACAUGCAGGCCACACCGAUAUAGUUGAGCAUUUAAUAAACAAUGGAAGUAAUGUAAAUGCUACUAAUAAGAAUGGAGAAAAUGCUCUAAUGCUGGCCUCAGGUAGAGGACACGAGGAGACUGUAAAGCUAUUGCUUACAGAAGGUGGUGAUGUUAAUGAUGUCGACGAAGAUGGAUGGAAUGCUUUAAUCUUUGCUGCUAUAGAUGGGAUGGACAAAGUUGUACAACAGUUAAUUAAUAGUGGAGCUGAUGUUAAUGCUGUCGACAUUGAAGGGUGUAAUGCAUUAAUGUUUGCUUCACAUGCAGGCCACACCGAUAUAGUUGAGCAUUUAAUAAAAAAGGGAAUUGAUAUAAACAUUUUGAAUACUAAUGGAUGGAAUGCGUUAAUGUUGGCUUCUCAGAAUGGUCACAACCAUGUUGUUGAGCUUUUAAUAAACAAUGGAAGUUAUGUAAAUGCUAUUAAUAAGGAUGGAUACAAUGCUCUAAUGCUGGCCUCAGGUAGAGGACAUGUGGAGACGGUUAAGCUGUUGCUUUCGGCAGGUGGUGAUUAUGAUGUGGUCGCAAAAUCAGGAAGGAAUGCAUUAAUGUUUGCUGCUAAAUAUGGGCACGACAAAGUUGUGCAACAGUUAAUUAAUAGCGGAGGCAAUGUAAAUACUGUUGACAAUGACGGAAACAGUGCAUUAAUAAAAGCCUCUGAAAAUGGACAUAAACCUGUUGUAGUACUGUUAAUAAAGAGUGGCUCUGCUAUAAAUUCUGCAAAUAAGCAUGGAAAAAAUGCUCUAAUGCUGGCCUCAGAUAGAGGACAUGAGGAGACGGUAAAGCUAUUGUUUACAGCAGGUGGUGAAGUUAAUGCUGUCGACAUUGAUGGAUGGAACGCAUUAAUGUUAGCUGCUCAAAAUGGGAACGACAAAGUUGUGCAACAGUUAAUUAAUAUUGGAGCUGAUGUUAAUGCUGUUGACAAAGACGGAAACAGUUCAUUAAUUAUAGCCUCUGAAAACGGACAUGAAACUGUUGUAAGCUUGUUAUUAAAUACUGGCUGUGAUGUAUAUGAGGAGACGGUAGAUCUAUUUAUUACAGCAGGUUAUGAUGUAAAUGCUGUCGACAAUGAUGGAUGGAAUGCAUUAAUGUUUGCUGCUACAAAAGGGCAUGAUAAAGUUGUUCAACUUUUAAUAAACAGUGGAGCUGAUAUAAAUGCUGUUAACAAAGAUGGAAAUGAAGCAUCUACAUUAGCCCUUAUAAAAGGGAACAUCAGCGUUUUCAAGCUUUUAGACUAUGCUGCUAACUUUAAUAAAUAA
Messenger RNA from Physella acuta, 3394 nucleotides. RefSeq names its product serine/threonine-protein phosphatase 6 regulatory ankyrin repeat subunit B-like. NCBI's taxonomy places the organism in Eukaryota, Metazoa, Mollusca, Gastropoda, Physidae. The record is from RefSeq and is a predicted model, not a curated record. Gene Ontology annotation, molecular function: protein binding.